CGCAGACAGAUGCAGACGACAGUGAAAUUGAAUUUGUGCAACAGUGUGACUCUAUUUUCCGGCACAACACGUUUAAGGUGUGAAUGGGGACUCCCUCACUUGUGUUUGCGAUGCUGGGAAGGGAGCUCUCGUAGCUCUGUGUUUGGUCGUUUUCGUCUGUAAUCCUAAUACGUGGUGCUAGGGUGUCUUGUGGACCUACGUCGCCAUUGCCGGACGUUCGGCCCCUUCCUGGCGCAGGGCAGCAGAUCUUUGUACUGCUUGACCUGCAGCACAAAAACAGGACAUGGCCGUGCGGAUACGACAUUCAUUGGUUGGCGCUACUUCUGAUCCUUACCACCGGCCUGUCCUUUCUCUUUUUAUUCAAGGAGGCAUACCCCUGCAUCACGGAACACGAGCUUCGCUCGUAUUGGUUCUUCCAAGCACGUGACCUGUCCCAGGGGCGGCAUCUACUAUGACGGACCGAUGUUGGUGGCGGGACUCCUCCCGUUUCGAAAUGACUUGUGGCACCUUCAGUUCUGAAGUGGACGAGCAUCAUGCAGGAAGCAGAUACAACAUAAGGGCACCCCGGAAAUACAAUGGCAGCGUCACCUCAAGACAACCCCAUCAUGGAUGAAGAAAAGUCACCAGAAUGGAAAGAUAUACGGAAAAAGAUGCACAAGGCGAUAGACGAGCGAGAUUGUAUUCAAGUGCAACACUGCCUCCAAAGUGCACCUCACCUCAAGCUAUGGUUACGUCCAGACAACACAGAAUCAGCACUCCACAGAGCGAUUGAGAAAGACUCAUUCUUUAUCUACGGAUUGUUGCUGUCACACAAGUGCGACUUCAUGAACGAGACGGAAAGGAAAUGCCUUGAUAGUCUGGACUUUCUUCAAAAGUCUGAACUGCAACGGCAACAGUACUUUGUGACGAGAUAUCCAGACUCCUACAUUCAUUACCUUAAAAGCAAGUCACAGUGUUUGUCCAACCACGAAUCCUUUGGAACAAAGGUAGACCACUUGCUCCAAAAAUUGAACGGCAUCGAAUUACUUGUAAAUAUUUUGAAAGCAGCCGCUACAUCCCAGCAUCUGAAAAUCCGGUACGAUUUUGAGAGGGGCGACGUCCAAUGCAUGAUGGGGGGUGGAGGAAGAUACGAUCUCGGGAUCACGGACCGUGAUAAGGAAGAAAUUUUUAUCGCAGCCAAGGCCGUAGCCGAUCCUUGUUCAACGAGUGGAGAUGCAGAUGCAGAGGUCGCGGGCACCUUAGCCCACGAACUCUGUCAUCUCGCUCUUCAUUUGGUGUACAGAAAUGGCGGAAAACCCUACUUCGCCCACGAUGACGACAAGAAAAUGCGAUAUCAAGGCAUCGUUAAACGCAUGGAAAAACAAGUGCAGGAACAUGGACGCAAACUCGACCGUAUUCUAUGUCUAGCAUUUCCUCGUCACACGGAAGAAGAGUUAAUAGUCCGUGUUCCCCACAUACUUGUUCUGCGUGGCGGUCCUGGUGUCCUUGAGGAGCAAGCCAUGGAGCUGUACCAGUAUUUCCUGGAUGCCGUAAUCCCAGACGUGGUCCAGUACCUACAGAAUGUAUGCCCGGGAAAGGAUGCAGAGGAAAUUCGAAGCGCAAAUGACAGACUUGGAAAAGCUUUUGCUACAGAUGCACUAAGGGUGACAUUCAAGAAGAACUCAUUGAUGCAAGUGGUCUCGGGUGGAGGACCACGUUUAAUGCUCACAGCCUCUGACUUGCAGCUACUCGAGAUACUGGUUCAUGACGCUGUCAAGUCUACGGGACAGCCGUACUUAUUCCUCGAUGCUUCUCAGUGGGAUGAUGCAUUAGAUGACGUGUUGAUCGACUACAAGUGCAACUUUGUGGUUGUAGUGUUCGAGAGGCCUGAACAUGUGGACGCCUUUGAACGCGCACUGAUAUUCUUGGGUCGUGUUUCGUAUGUGGUUGGCACAACAGUUCUUCUAGUUGCGCAAGAAGAGAGUAAAGAGUACAUUAUCGAACGAGUGAAGAGGGUCGACUACUUUGAUACACGCCUUCACGUCAAAUAUGUUCAGGAAGCCCGCUUUGACAACAUCACGCAAGGAUGCAAAGACAAAGUCGCGCAACGGUCCCACGUACGAUUUCAAGGGAAGGAGUUCCAUGUGAAGUUUGAAGAUGUGGCACCUUUGCACCGCUUUGUUGAGCUAGUAGAUACGACAGCUUUCUUGAAGCUCUGCAAAUUCCGGUACAUCGACGUAGGCCCAUCGCUUCGCGAAUUAAGAAACGACAUCGGCGAUUGUUACGUGACACGAAGGUUAGAAACUGGCGCUUUUUGGAUUGAUCUAUCGGCAAUAGAAUUUCGUAUGCGGGAUGAGGUGUUCGUUUUCUACGAGUGUUCCGAAGAGGUUAUCAUGAGAAUUCUUCCUUCGGUUCGCGAGGUACACCAUGGGAAGACGUUAGAUCAUUUCCAGAGAUAUGUGCUCAUCGAUGACAUCGACGAUUAUGAACUCCUCAAGGAAAGACCUUACUUCCAUAACAAGACUGUGCAUCUGUUGAGGUACUACGUAGCGUUCGACCGUUUUGCCUUGAUCAAAUCCAACGGACCUCUCCAUCGCCUUCCGAUCACAGAAAGUGCGUACACAGAUGAAGACUCUGUUGUGCGAUCGCUGCGCAAGGUUGUCGUUAUCUGUGGUGCGCCAGGCAUUGGGAAAAGCGUCUUGGCAACUAGGCUUUGUGGAAAACUAAAGAAAGAAGUAAGUAGGCGAUGGGUGCUGCACGUUGAUCUCCCGCGGAAAGUUGGAGACAUUAACUUACAGACUGAAGUGCAGUAUCUAAAAAAUCUGGCGUUUUUAUGCGGAGUGAAAGUAGAGGGACUCGAGUUUGUUUGGUUUGAACAAAGCGUGCGUCGUCGUUUUCCUUUCGAAGUUUUCAUUAUCUUUGAUGCCUUUGAUGAAAUCGUGGAAGACAGUCGAGAUGGCAUUCUCAAGCUUGUGGCGUGGCUCUCGCAAACCCAAGUUUCCAAGAUAAUUAUUUUCACUCGUCCAGUUUUUAAGGACAUCUUACGAGAUCUCACUCCCGUACGCCCUCUUGAACUAGCUUCGUUCUCACUGUGUGAGAGUAUCGAAUGUCUAGCGAAAUACUUGAGGACAAAAAGUUCGACCUCUGUCCCUGAUGAUGAAUUGCGCGCGAGGGCUGCUGAUAGGUUAACAAUGUUUUCUUUGCAUUUCUUCUUUACCUGUGGCACAAGCCUUUGGGACAGCUUAAGAAAUCCGACGCCCUUGGCAAAUCCCCUUUUCAUUCGUACGAUAGUUGACAUGGAGCAGGAUUAUUCGCAGGAGCCGUUUGAAAUUUAUGUCAGAAAGAUUGGCAAUACCUUUGACCUUUACAGAAGGCUCGUGGACUACAAGCACAAACUCCACAUGCAGGAAAAAAUUCAGGUAGACAUUGGUAACGCUACUACUGCUACAAAAUACGCCAAUGAACUUUUAAGGGAACGCUUCUAUGCAGACCUCGGCCUAGUCGCCGCGAAUAUAAUUUUCAGCGAGCAACGGUUUCGAGAGAGAGUGCUGACAGAAUCUGAUCUCGAAGCCUUGAAACCAGAUGGAAGACUCAUGAAAGAAGUGUCUCGCAACUACUUAGGUAGCGGUCUAAUUGAUAUAAUCCAGAACGGAACUCCAGUGUUCAUCCACAAGACGUUCGCCGAAUUCUUAGCCGCACAUUUUCUCUUCGAAAAUAUCAAGAAGUCCAGAAAAGACACCGAAGACCUGAGGACCUUGGUGCUAGACAUAUAUGCAAGAGGUGGAAACUUUAGCAGUGUUGCAAAGUUUCUUGAUGGCUUCGCGACAUUUUCUCAUCCCCUGCAUUCUGCUAUUGUCAACUCGAAUGUUUUUCCUCUGCCUAGUCGUCCAACCGCAGAAGACAUGCACCGUCUUGACGAAUUCGGUCGGACGCUCGCGCAUGUGGCUGUACUCUAUGAAAAUAAAGUCAUUUUAAAGGACCUUUCAAUAAGCGACGCAGUCGAAAAAAAAGAUGCUUUCGGCAUCACACCGCUCAUGUAUUUGGAGAAAUUCGAGAGGUUGGACGGAGCGGUGGGAUUGGAUGAGUUCUGUGCUCGUUACCAUGAUGCGAAGAUCGACUGGUCAGAAGCAAUACCUGGCACAUUCAGGAACAUCAUGAGAGAGAAAGAUCUGAAGCGUUCUGUGUUAUAUAAAGCCGUGCAAGGUAAUCAUCUUUCCCUGCUGAGCAUUCUCCUCAGAGAGUUUUGCUUGAAGGUCGGAGAAGAGGGCCCUCACCGUGUGGCUGUCGACACCAUCAGGGAUACGAACGGAGCAACAAUCAUGUUUUCUGUGACGUCUACAGAUGCUUUCGAGCUCCUGCAUCCGUACUGCGACGUUCGAGCCGUUGACCGCACUGGGGCAGGUGUGUUGCAUUCGUAUGUUCGAAAUCGCAUGAUGCUGGGCAUUGACAUGACUGAGUGGGUGCGGUUCCUCCUUCCACGUACUCCGGUUCACGUUCCUUCGAAAUUUGGUACCGCGUUGGGAGGCGCGGUAGCUGCGGGAAAAAUCCACCUCAUAAAAUUGUUACUUCUCCGUUCGCAGACAUACUACUGCGACGCAUCUCAUGGCACGCCACUCUUUGAAGCCUACAGGUGCACCUUAUCUAGAGACAAGUGUCAUCCUGACAUCCCUGAUUUACUUCUUCCUCACUCAUCUGUCUAUCAUCCCAUUGAUGACUCGCCUGUAAUGUCAUUUACCGAUGAGCACACUCACUUUUUUGAAUUGGGCUGGAUAGGUGAUUUAUGCAAGCCCUCAGGUCCGGUGGUGGCCCUCUAUCAUUCUUCCAGUAAGCUUAGUCCCGCUAGCUUAGGAAAAGUAAUCCUGGAAUCUGGUUACGGCCUCCCGCUUCAUUCUGCGUUUCAAUCUCUGUACCCUUAUCUGAACCUCAGUGACAGAGUUGAAGAUGUGAAGAAAGCCGUUCUGUACUUCUGCCAACCGUACAGGGAACACUGCGAUUGUGGUAUUCUUAAAGGCUUACUCUUCGGUUUUAACUUUGGCUCCAGUGACUGGAUUGACGAAGACAUCCUUCAUCCUUGCAGGGAAACAGCGAAUGUAGAGUUACAGAAGCUUAUAUUUCCCUAUAUGAACUGUGACGUUGCCGGUGCUUUGGCACUACCUCGUGGGGAACCGCGCGGGGACAAGCUUGUAAGGUGACCAACCCUGCCGUCAACGACGAACGAGCACUGCGAAGGCAUUCCGCGCUUCACUAAAAACCACUACAACGACCAGCACAUAUUCACUUCAGCGGAAGAAGCAAGUGAAUCAUAUCUUCCUGCUGUCACAUAUGGGCCAUCGCUCGAGGUCAUGCAUUUUCGAACGCAGCUAACUGUGGGACAAAUCCUACGGCGCAACCACAGUAGCAGACGACAGCACCAACUUCGUAGCAGACGACAGGCCUACUGGUGCCGUCUGGCUUGCCGGAAAACCAGCAGUACAAUCACGUCGCGAUAUUUUGCAUCGACUUAACAUGUCUGUUGUGCUAUUGAACUGAUGUAUUAACGAGACACUUGAUUGCACACGUAUUUCACUCUGGUUCAAAGUCAUGUAUGUUCGCGUUUGUUCUGCUUUAAUUGCACGAUUACGGACGCUCUGAAGUAUGCAUGUUGCCUUUUCUGCGGGACAUACCUCCUCGUUGAUGAACUUGCUUUUCGAGUCCUAACUUAUUUAUUGUUCGGAGUGCUACCUUACUUAAGUACUCCGUAGUCGUACUCUGGUUUCAGAUAAGUGUGAUGUAAAUAAAUAUGUUAUCAAGA
This is a messenger RNA of Ornithodoros turicata, 5770 nucleotides long. RefSeq lists its product as uncharacterized. The transcript is spliced from 5 exons. The record is from RefSeq and is a predicted model, not a curated record. Bases 576 to 5171 code for a protein of 1531 amino acids. Lineage: Eukaryota; Metazoa; Arthropoda; Arachnida; Ixodida; Argasidae.